Molecule: messenger RNA, 1129 nt
Organism: Galendromus occidentalis (western predatory mite)
Lineage: Eukaryota; Metazoa; Arthropoda; Arachnida; Mesostigmata; Phytoseiidae
Exons: 6
Coding region: 94-924 (276 amino acids)
Source: RefSeq, a predicted model, not a curated record
GAAGCGCGAUCUUUCAAGAGGACCGCCUUUCAGAAGAUUGGACAGCUGCUCAGCUGGCGUCUCGAAUCCCCGCGACAAAAGAACUCACCGACUAUGGCAACACUAUCACCGAACAAGAUGGUGAACAUACCGAAAAUCGUGCUCAAAUCCCAGACGCGACUCACUCUGAACGAAAGAUUCACCCAGUUCGCGGAGCAGCAAGAAGCUCGGCUUCAAAUGCUGAAGAAUGACCUCCGGACGCGAUUGGUCGAAGAGUCUUAUGAGAAUGGUUCUCACGACAGUGCGGAACUUUCGGAAAAGCUGGACGAGCUGACGCGCGACAUCGACAAUCCGGAGAGGCGAGCGACCCUUCUCUCCAAGAAAAAACAUCGACCGAAGGAAAACCGCCGUGCUCAUGAUCCCCAAGGAGCUCGGGAAGAGCCGAUCGUUCCUGCAUACCGUUCGCUACUAUAUGACAGUGGAGAGCGAAACGAUCGAGUCAGGAAACAGAGGCGUAAGGACUCGCGACUUGUCACAUACGGGGACGUUCUCAGUGGCGACAACGGAGAAGGAGAGGUUUCGCAUUGGCGAGCGGAAGCUCUCAGAGGAGUCAAGCCUGCACAUUUUCCCUAUCAGACCAAGCAGAAAUACGUCAACCCUUUGAUGCGUGACUCGGACGAUGAGACCACUGGAGGCGAAGGGGGGGCUAGCGGCGCUCCAGUCCAUUCUCGGCUCGGUGUGAAACAAUCUGGACGACUGAAGGGUGGUGUUCACAAGAACCGACCGAUUGCAGCAAGCUCUCGACGCGGAGGUGAAAAGCUGAGCAAGCAUGUUGGGGGGUCUUCAGCGACCCGACAUGCGGUUACCAAAGAAGAUCUGGAUCGAGAACUCGAUGAAUACCGGCAGAGGGGCAGCGUGAUGGAUGUUGAAAUGGGGGAAGACUGACUCGUCCCUGUCUCAGGCGGAUAUAUUGUGAACGCUGCGAGCUACGAUUAAUUCUGAGAGAUUGGUGUAAGCGACGUUUUCAAACUCUGUAGAUUUUGUACGUGGUGUAUUUGUGUUCAAGUCGAAUUCGUUUGAUUUGAAGUCCUUCUGUGUGGACCUAGACUCACUGAGUAAGCGACAGUCGACCAUCGAAAUGUAUAAAUAU